AUGGCAUCCCAGAAUCGUCCCCAGUCGUUUUAUGAAGGCUCUUUCCGAUUAUCUUCCGGCUCUCAAGUUCAACCCCAGCCUCACCAUCGUCAUCAAGCAUCGUUAGAGGAUAUCAUCAACUGCUCCCAACUUGGUCGCUUAACUACAGAUGAGCGCUCUCGCGCCCGAGGGGCCUUAAACGAUAUUAUCGACCACGUUGCCAAUCACGUUGGCUCCAAGGGCGGAUACAGUCGUCAUUUGCUCGUCCGUCAUACCUACGAAUAUUCGCGCUCUGAGAUGUCCAAGGAUACAUUCCUGCGGGUUUUCUUCAAUAUUAUGGGAUUAGAUAUCAGCAGUAGUGAAGAUAUCAACACUGAUGAUAGUCAGAUCCGUCAAAAAUUCAUUGACUUUGCAGACAUGCUCCUCGAGCAGUUCUUCGUCCCAUUGAAAGCAAAUGGAAAAAUUACACCACAGCCCUCUCCUGCACAGCUUUCAGCCAUGCAAAGCCACGGUGCUGAUGCUCGAGAUGAUGAGGGGAAUCUGCUUAGCAACGAGGUUACACUCGCUGUCCUGCAAGUGGCUCACAUACUUCCCCACUCUCUUACAAAAAUGAGCGAGAAUUUACAGCUGAAUGAUGCCAUAAGGACCACCAUUGGCAUCCUCAACAUGUUUGAUUGCGACGUGGCUCAUCUCAUCGAGGGUAGUCAGAUCGACAGCCCACGCAAUGCCAUCAGUCUGACUCCUACUUUCCAUGGACUCUUUGGCGACUUUCGGGUAUACUUUGAUGCCAUCGCCGGCGAGGAGCAUACCUACCGCAUAGGCAGUUUCCUCCAUCCAGUUUCGGCAGCGCGUCGGGGACUACCUAUUACUCGCAAACUCUUUCUCAGCGAAGGCAGGGUGAUAGAUGCUCCCUCCCCCCGGCUACUUGCUCUACACCGGGCCAUUGCGUAUAUCCUCCACCUGUCAGGGGCGGGCGAAUACAUUGAUAAACUACUCCAGGAUUUCGAGGAAAUGGGUGUGCAAGCGGAUGGAUCCACGGACCUGGCGCGUAUUGUGAACCUUAGACUUGGGGGCUGGCUGGAUCGUGCUGUUCAAGUGAAUUAA
Messenger RNA from Histoplasma mississippiense, 1083 nucleotides. RefSeq lists its product with no specific name. Lineage: Eukaryota; Fungi; Ascomycota; Eurotiomycetes; Onygenales; Ajellomycetaceae. Bases 1 to 1083 code for a protein of 360 amino acids. The transcript is spliced from 4 exons. The record is from RefSeq and is a predicted model, not a curated record.